Messenger RNA from Daucus carota subsp. sativus, 1885 nucleotides. RefSeq names its product protein VAPYRIN-LIKE. The transcript has a single exon. The record is from RefSeq and is a predicted model, not a curated record. Gene Ontology annotation, molecular function: protein binding. NCBI's taxonomy places the organism in Eukaryota, Viridiplantae, Streptophyta, Magnoliopsida, Apiales, Apiaceae. Bases 271 to 1680 code for a protein of 469 amino acids.
AAGUUUGAGUAUACUCCAAACUGUGGUUUUCCUUGCACUUUCUAUGCUUAUGCUGAUUCCUUCAACAUUACCCAAGUCAAUACUAUCAAUGCAUACAAAACUGCAGCUAUCAUUUACAAUUUUAUAUCAAUAUAAUGAAUCACCUUAAAAUAAUGUCCAACAUGGAGACUUGAUCAAUCUGUCACCAUCUUUAUACCUCUCCAUGUUACAAUAUUUCUUCUCCUAGUAAUCAAACUCAUCUAAAUCUCUGAAAUCAUCUAAGCAAACUCCAUGGAUAGACUUGUGAAGCUAGAUGUAAAAGAAGUGAACAUAGUCUUUAACAGAAAUGAAAUUUGUUCCACCACCUUUAAGGUAACUAAUCUCAUGCACACCAUGGCUGUGGCUGUGUCUCUUACCACUACAAAUCCUUCUGUUUUGUCAAUAACACCUCCUUUCUAUGUUCUGCCUCCUCUGUCAACGUCGUCUUUCGCUCUAUGUUUGUCGCAGCCAUCUGAUUACCCUCCUCUGGCUACUCCUCUGGACAGUAUCAUAGUGAAAUCAACCAUGCUUCCUACUGGAAAAGCCAAUCUGGAGGCACUGCAGAAGCUGUUUUCGAAACCUGGUCCUAAGAUAUUUAAGGAUGCUGUGAUUCCCAUCACCUUUGUCGGUCCUCAAGUCGUGGAAUUCCUCCUCAGUCCUUCAAGGAAAAUAGAUAGUGCUUAUGUUCUGUCAAAGGCGAUCAAAGCAUGUGAUGAAUCUGAGCUUUGUUUGUUAUUGAGGUCAGCUGUUAAGUGUGGAAAUUGUUAUUUUGCGUCUACGCUGAUUGAAGCUGGAGCUGAUGUAAAUAAAUGUGAUUUCACUAAUCGGUCUUUGAUGUCCUUGGCAAUUCAAUCUGGAAAAUCUGAUAUGCUUGAUUUGUUGAUUGAUUGCGGUUAUGUUGUUGAUAAUUCAGAAGAUCGGUUAUUGCACGAAGCAGCAGCAAUGAAUCGACUGGAUUUGAUGGAAACUUUGUGCCUAGGCUAUUUAGAUAUUGAUGUGAAUUUGGCUGAUUUACAUGGCAGAACAGCCCUUCAUGUUGCUGCAAUUUAUGGACAUGUGGAAGUUCUUCAAUUUCUUGUAUCACUAGGAAGCGAUCCUGAUGCAGCAGAUCAAAACGGUUGGACACCGCUUCAUUGUGCUUCAAUUGCUGGACAUGUAGAAGCAGCUGAAUUUUUGUUGACUUGUUCAGUUUAUGUGAAGUAUGCAUUAACUAAAGAGAAACAAACUGCAUUUGCUCUAGCAGUCGAAAAGGGUCAUUUAGAUUUAUAUGAUAUGUUACAAUUAGGGGAUGCACUGCAUAGAGCUGCAAGAAUAGGUGAUGUUCAUGAGAUCAAGAGAUGUAUUGCAGAAGGAGCUAAGGUAAAUGGAAAAGAUCAAAAUGGCUGGACCCCUUUGCAUAGAGCUGCAUUCAAGGGUCAAACAGAGAGCGUAAAGGUUUUGCUUAAUCAUGGAGCUAAUGUUGAUGUGAUUGACAAUUCGGGCUACACACCACUUCAUCGUGCAGUUGAGGCUGGACAUGUACCAGUGGCUUUGGCUUUGAUUGGACACGGAGCAAAAGCAAAUAUGAAGGGUCUCAAAGGUGUGGUUCCAUUGCAUUUGGAUUCUUUCAAGAACCAUCUUUCUCUUGUCACCCCUUCGUGUGAGGAGAAAGAAAGAGCUUAAAUCUAUGUACAGAAUUUAGCGUGUCAUGUAUAUCUGAGUACUGAGGUGUGUUCUUUAAUCUGAUAACUUGUGAUCAGAUAUUUAGGACUUGCGUUUUGUAAAUAAGGCCUAAAGGUCUUGCAUAACUCUGAAUUAUGAGUAUUAGUGUGGUUAGCCUUCAGAUUGUAAAUCCUUGUGCAAGAGAAUAGAACUUGUGUCAAUUAGA